This is a messenger RNA of Cladocopium goreaui, 2072 nucleotides long. Lineage: Eukaryota; Dinophyceae; Suessiales; Symbiodiniaceae. The record is from the annotation of a GenBank genome assembly.
GUCAUAAUGCACCAUUCUGAUAGGUCCUUGUCUGAUUGAACAUCGUUCUCUGAAAUCAUGCGCACCUUGGUUUCAGAUUUUGUUCUGAUUGUCAUUCUCGCUGAUCUUGUGUCCAACAGGUCUCCUACUCCUUGACCAUCCCUAGGGGUGGCAUCGAAUUCAACGUGGCUGUUUCUGGGGCAAGCCUUGAGCUUCACCACCGAAAAACCAGAGUUUUGGUGCACAAAAAAAGGAUCAAACAGAGCAAGUUGCGAUUCAGGUCAUCAUGACAGGUCUUGGUGGAGAACUAUCGCAACUCAUUUUUUUGAAGAGACUCCGCACAUCAUAGCUGUGUUGGGACCGAAGGGCCACAUGGGCCACAUGCCACAGGAUUAGCUUCAGCGAUUCGCGUUUUGAUUCGUAAAGGCGUCGCCUCAACCUUUUUUUCCUUGGCAGUGGCCCUGUUCUGAGCGAUGGAGCCAUCCAGACCUACAUCAUCUACCACGUCGGCAAACUUAGCUGUUGUGCCACGUGGUGGACACGUCGUGGACUUUGUAGUUCUCUUCGCGGUUCCUUUUUUCUCCGUCUUAUCUCAAAGUGUUGUUAGAAAUUUAGUGUUUUCUCGAAACAUUAGCCAGACUUGGUCCAAUGUGUUUUUGGCCGAACCCGCUGAAUAGCCAAAGACCUUGCAAUGGGCCAGAGACUCCUUGCGAUCAUCGCCAGGGGUCUGCAACCGCUUCGAGUCCCACUUUCUCCGAAACAGGGCAUUUUUCAAAUCCAAAGACGUUCGCGGAUGGAAAAACCUUCGGCUUUGAUGCCGGCAGCCUGCUUCAGUUUCAUUGCUUCCUGCACGAUGCGAUUUCGGCGGCUGCAGAAGCGGCAACUUUCCAGGAUCGGUCGCUUCAACAUGUUUGCCACGGGUGAGCCGAGGAGAAGGCUCUUGCGUCCAGAGACACGCAUUGCCCACGCCCCAGCGCUGCAGAAGUCAGAUGAUAUCUGGCUUUGCUCUGGCGUCUCGGAACUGCUCGACAGUUAUGAUGCCUUCACCUUGGACCAGUAUGGUGUACUCCACAACGGACGUGAGGCAUAUCCUGGUGCUGCUGAGUGUGUUGCUCGGAUGAAGGCAGCUGGUAAGCCUUGCGUGAUCCUCUCCAACUACGCUGGUCGUGCAGAACGACAAAAGGAGAAAUUGCCGGACAUAGGCUUUGAUCCUGACGAUUUGGCUGGAGUUGUAACGUCGGGAGAACUGGCUCAUCGCUAUUUGUCAAAGCAAGGAAAACUUGGCACUCGCGUGCUGUGGAUUGCCUGGUCGGAGCGAGAGAAGCGGGGACUUGGCGACUUCUUUGAAGGGCUUGAAGAUUACACGUUGGUCUCCAAUGUGGAAGAUGCUGAUUUCAUCCUGGUCUCUGGUGUUGAAAGCCGCUUUGCAGGGACAGAGGCUGAAGAGGCGUGCGACUACGAGCGCACUGGAGAGCAUCGGCUGUACCGGCCUCUCUUCCGUGCAGCGAUCCAGAGAAUGUUGCCGAUGAUUUGCGCGAAUCCAGAUUUGAGAGUCAUUCGGCCCUCUGGCUGGAGGGCAUACCUUGGCGGAUCACUUGCAGCGUAUUAUGAGCGGCUGGGCGGGCAGGUGAUCUACUUUGGCAAGCCACACAGCUCAGCUUUUGAGGAGGCUCGUCGCCAGCUGUGUCUGGCAGUGGCUGGGGACGAGGACGCGGCCUUGGAGCUCGAGCUGGAUGAGGACUUUCGCAUAUGUCACGUUGGUGACUCGUUGCAGCACGAUGUGAGGGGCGCUCGCUCGGUCGGUUUUGCUGCAGCUUUCGUUGGACGAACAGGCCUUCAUGCAGACGACAUGGGAGGCCAAGAUGCUCCACUGACCAAGGAAGGCGUUCGCGACCUUUGCUUGGAGCACAAGGUGCCACUGCCACAGGCUGCUCUCCCACGGUUUCAGUGGUGAGUUUGGCCUAAGCCAUGGACAUCACGAAGCUCUGAAAGCUUGAUGCAACCCAAGAUGGGGAAGCUCGCUUUCAGGAAAGCUCGAGAGUGCCAAAAUGACGCUCUUUUCCAAUGUUCGGCCGAAGUCAGAUGCAAACAAA